This is a messenger RNA of Humulus lupulus (European hop), 1870 nucleotides long. Its product is annotated as hydroxymethylglutaryl-CoA synthase. Gene Ontology annotation, molecular function: hydroxymethylglutaryl-CoA synthase activity. Lineage: Eukaryota; Viridiplantae; Streptophyta; Magnoliopsida; Rosales; Cannabaceae. The transcript has 12 exons. The record is from RefSeq and is a predicted model, not a curated record. Gene Ontology annotation, biological process: acetyl-CoA metabolic process. Bases 229 to 1626 code for a protein of 465 amino acids.
UCUCUAACUUUCUCUCUCUAAAAUCUCCUCUAUAUAUAGGGAGUGUACCCACCCCAACAUGUGACCAUCUGCACACAUCUUCCUUCAGUGCGAUUUUGCAGCACUUUCUCUCUCUAACAAUCAUUUUCCUUCUUUCUCUCUCUCUCUAACACUUUGAACAAGAAGAGAGCUUCUGCCUCUGCAUCGAUACCGUAUUUGGAUCUUUGAGUGAGAAAGAGAAAGGAGAAAAUGGCCAAGAAUGUUGGAAUUCUCGCUAUGGACAUCUACUUUCCCCCUAGCUGUGUUCAACAGGAAGCAUUGGAGGCUCAUGAUGGAGCAAGCAAAGGGAAAUACACUAUCGGGCUUGGACAAGAUUGCAUGGCUUUUUGUUCUGAAGUUGAAGAUGUCAUCUCAAUGAGUUUGACAGUAGUUGAGAGUCUACUUGAGAAAUAUGGAAUUGACCCAAAACAAAUUGGUCGGUUGGAAGUAGGCAGUGAAACUGUGAUAGACAAGAGCAAAUCGAUUAAGACGUUCCUGAUGCAAAUCUUUGAGGCACAUGGCAAUACAGAUAUCGAAGGUGUUGACUCAUCUAACGCAUGCUAUGGAGGAACUGCAGCUUUAUUCAAUUGUGUCAAUUGGGUGGAGAGCAGCUCAUGGGAUGGACGCUAUGCUAUUGUUGUGUGCACGGACAGUGCGGUGUAUGCAGAAGGACCAGCACGGCCAACAGGUGGAGCAGCAGCUAUUGCUUUGCUGAUAGGCCCUGAUGCUCCAAUUGCUUUUGAAAGCAAAUACAGAGCAAGCCAUAUGUCUCAUGUCUAUGAUUUUUACAAGCCUGAUCUUGCGAGUGAAUAUCCGGUUGUUGAUGGAAAGCUUUCACAAACAUGUUAUCUCGUGGCCCUUGAUUCUUGCUACAAACAACUGUGUAAGAAGUAUGAGAAAUUGGAGGGCAAACCCUUCACAAUCUCUGAUGCUGAGUAUUUUGUUUUUCAUUCUCCAUAUAACAAGCUUGUACAGAAAAGUUUUGCUCGUUUGGUAUACAAUGAUGCUGUGAGAAAUGUCAGCUCCAUUGAUGAGGCUGGUAAAGAAAAGUUAGCACCAUUUGCAACCCUAUCUAGUGACGAGAGCUACCAAAGCCGUGAUCUUGAAAAGGCAUCCCAGCAAGUCGCUAAGCCCCUAUACGAUGCAAAGGUGCAACCAACUACUUUGAUACCGAAGCAAGUUGGAAACAUGUACACUGCAUCUCUUUACGCAGCAUUUGCAUCUUUAAUUCACGACAAAAGCAGCGAAUUGGAUGGGAAAAGAGUUAUGAUGUUCUCAUACGGCAGUGGCUUAACCUCUACAAUGUUCUCGUUGCAAUUCCGUGACGGUCAACAUCCCUUUAGCUUGGCAAACAUUGCCACUGUCAUGAAUGUUGGAGGGAAGUUGAAGUCAAGACACGAGGUGGUUCCAGAGAAGUUCAUUGAAACUUUGAAGCUAAUGGAGCACAGGUAUGGAGGCAAAGACUUUGUUACUAACAAGGACUGCAGCCUUCUUGAACCCGGCACGUACUAUCUUACCGAAGUCGAUUCCAAGUACCGGAGGUUCUAUGCCAAGAAGCCUGUGGAAGUUACCGGUGGAUCCACCGCUGCUGUGGCAAAUGGUCAUUAAGCUCUAGGUACAGGGCAUUUGUUUUGUGGUGUUAGAUGUGUGUAGUAUCCCAAUUAACUUUGUCUAUCUUCAAUUUCACAUGUUUAAAUAGUUUUAUUCGGCAAGCAAAAAGCGUUGUCAUUUUAUUAUUUAUUUUUUGGGAAAUUUGAUUUGUUGUAGUUUUUUUUUUUUAAUUUAGAAUGAGAUUGUCAAUAAAACCUUUACCGUUUCAAGAAGCAAAUAAAAGAAUAUUUCUUGUCCUGUC